AUGUUCUCAAAGGUUCUGUGCCUCGCAGCUUUGGUGGCGGCUGUCUACGGACAUGGCCACGGCUUCUCUUCAGCGUACAUCCACCGUCACGACGGUCCCGCUGAGGUAGUCCAUGUGCAUGGGCACGACGGCGGCCAUGGGGGGUACGGCCAUGGACACGGUCAUGAUGGCGGUCAUGGUCAUGUUGAUUAUUAUGCUCACCCCAAAUACGAGUUCGGUUACAAAGUGGAGGACCCUCACACCGGUGACAUCAAGUCCCAGCAUGAGCACCGCGACGGUGACCACGUUAAGGGAUACUACGCUCUGCAUCAACCCGAUGGCUCCGUCAGACACGUUGACUACCACGGCGACAAGCACUCUGGUUUCCACGCUGACGUGAAAUACAGCACUCACCACAUUGCGCCCGAACACCAUCAUCAUUACUAAACUGUUGGAUCUCAACUGUGAUAUUAUAAUACGCUACUAUUAUCGUCGAUGUACCUACUGUGAUCUUAUCUUUAUUUGUUGCUGAAUUUUUGUUUUAUUUUUUUACAAUAUUACAAGUUUUUACUGAUUAUUUA
Helicoverpa zea (corn earworm) is the source of this 560-nucleotide messenger RNA. RefSeq names its product cuticle protein 19-like. Gene Ontology annotation, cellular component: extracellular matrix. The record is from RefSeq and is a predicted model, not a curated record. The transcript has 4 exons. Bases 1 to 426 code for a protein of 141 amino acids. NCBI's taxonomy places the organism in Eukaryota, Metazoa, Arthropoda, Insecta, Lepidoptera, Noctuidae.